GUUUUCGGGAGGGCGUUCCUCUGAGGACUCGGUCAGCGCCACGGUUCUCUCGGUCCAUCGUCUCACCCAUAUCUGAGAAUCUUUUUCCCGGUCGUAAAGCCUCCUCUCGGCCACUCUGUGCUCGGAUCCGCGGUGUGGCUCGUGGUGUGGGCCCGUGAGCCUUUCUCCAGCCCCGGAGGGAGGUGUGAGCCCCGGGCCGAGGAGCAGGCCGCAGACAUGGAGGCCUGCAGCAGGACGUGAGGGAUAAACCUUUAGUUCUUCGAGAUGGACAUGCCACCUUUGUAUUUGCCUAUUAAGAAGAAGAGUAUCCAAUGUCCAGUUGUUCAAGAGACCCAUAGAAUCUGUGAUAUGAAGAAUGACGGUCCAAUGAAUCAAAUGAACGGAACAAAAAGAUUUGAGGCCCAUCCGAGGGUCCCGUUAACGACCAUUGAUUACCCAUCCACCAGCUGCUCUGUGAUGUCAUCCGCCCCAUUGUCCAAUGGCGCGGCUCCUGGUUUCAUGAUCCCGCCUCCUCCUUUAGUGCUCCAGAGCUCCGGACCUCACAGGGACCCAGGCUGGAACUGUACCCAGGAUCGGAGUUCUGACCCCUGGGCUCCCGGGAGAGAGGUCUGGGGUGGCCGGAAGGUCCCUGCCUGGGGGUCCAACAGAGACGGAGACACAGGAAGACAAGGAUUUGGAACAGAUUUUCAGCCCCAACCAGGACCAAGCACUGGACCGGGACUAGACCCAGGCCUCCAGGCAGGACCAGACCGAGGAUGGACACCUGCCCCAGAACGAGAGGAGCGCUGGAGGGAGCCACAGUGGAGCAACAGACCUCCCGUCAUCAGCAACGGUCCCAAUGCGGCUGUUGCUGGACCCUCCUCUGCUCCCACCCCAGGGCCAUCCGGAGUCCAAUCCAGUCCAGAGCCCAAACCCUCCCCUGUUCUGGGGAGGAAGGAGCCCCCUGUAUACCCGCCAGGGAGCCAGGAGGAGCAGUGGCAGACCCAGAUCUCAGCCAAAGGUCGAGUCACGUGUCCUCGGUGUAAAAGUGUCAGCCGAAAAACAGUGGAGGGACUGAAGAAGCACAUGGACAACUGCCGAGCGGAGCCGUACACUUGUCCUCACUGCGGCAAACAGCUCAAGACCAACACAGGGAUGAAGUACCACAUCAUGGCCGACCACAGUCUCCUGCCUUCAUCGGACGCCAAAGACAUGGACGACCGAGCCACGAAAGACAAACUGAGGAAAAUUCUGAAGAGGCUGGGCAAACUCAAAUGCUCCAGAGAGGGCUGUGGCGCGGGCUUCACCAGUGUCAUGGGGUAUCUGUACCACAUGAGGACCUGUGGGAAACAGCAGGAUGAGCUGGAGAAGCUGGUGCUCAGCUGCUCUCACUGUGGAAAGAACUACAGGUCCAAGGCCGGACUCGAGUACCACAUCCGCAACGAGCAUGCUCCGGCUCCGGAGGAUUUGGAGCCGCACACCCAACCUCUCGACGAUGUGUCCCCAGAGACAUCAGCCUGUGGUCGAGCAAAGAGGGCCUCGGCACAGGCCGCCAACAUCCAGAUGGCCCAAAUCGCCCAGAACGAACUUCCCAAGGACUGGGGCAAGAGGAAGUUCCAGUCAGACCUGGUGCCAGAGGACCACAAGCUGCAGUACACGCGCCCUGGUCUGCCCUCCUUCAGUCAGGAUGUUCUGAAGAAAUGGAGGAGCGAGGUUAAAAUGUACCGGAAAGUCCAGUGUCCGAACCCGGGCUGUGGCUGUACCUACACCAGUGUGUCCGGACUCAAGGCCCAUCUGGGACUUUGCACCAAGGGGGAUUUUGCGGCUGGGAAAUAUCGCUGUCUGAUCUGCAGCAAAGAGUUUAAUUCAGAGAGUGGAGUCAAAUACCACAUCAACUCUGUCCACUCACAGGAAUGGUUUGUCACGAACAAAAAACACUUAAAAACCGCUCCUAAAGAUUGCCCUCAUUCUUUUGACCUUCAUCACCACCAUCACCAGCAGCAGCAACGGCAUGUCCACACUCCCUGCCCACACCAAAUGCAACCGCUGCCUCCUCUACACCACAUUGCCGCCCAAACUCACCAAAACCACCAAAUCUACAACGAAAAUGUGCCACAUCGCCACGGGGACACCAGGAGCCACCAUCACCACCACCGCGGGCCUGAGUUGUACACGCCCAUGCAACCCCACACGUCCCGUAGCUCGGAUCAGGUGAGGCAGGAUCAGGUGCGACAGGAUCAGGUGCGACAGGAUCAAGUGCGGCAGGAUCAGGUGCGGCAGGAUCAGGUGCGGCAGGAUCAGGUGCGGCAGGAUCAGGGGCGACAGGAGCAGGGGCGGCAGGGUGGAGCGGCCAGGUGCGGGUUCGAGUACGGAGGGCUGCGUGGCGAGAGCAGAGGGGAGGGGCCCAGCGGGUUUACUCUGGAGAUGGAGCGUCAAAUCUGGGAUGAGAAAAGGCGAAUGCUGGAGUCUGUGGAGAUCGUGAGGAGACAGCCAACCUAAAACAUUGUGAUGUGUCAUUUAAAGGUCCUGUAUCAUGCAGAAUUGACACCUGGGAGAUUUUAACCACUCCCUCAGAAACAGACCUGGAGUUAUUUUGUUUCAUUCACAUUACUGGGCUGUAUGGCAAGGCAACUGUAUUUGUAUAGCACAAUUCAUACACAAGGUAAUUCAAAGUGCUUUGCAGAAUAGAAAAAGACAUUAAAAUCACAAUACAAUGUAUCAAAACAUAAAUAAUCACAAUUAAGCAUCAUAAAAUUAACAUUAAAGGAGAAAAGUGCAGAACAAAACCCUUUCAGUCGUAUGCACAGCUAAAUACAACUGUUUUGAGCCUGGAUUUAAACAUUGUCAAAGUAGAGGCCUGUUUCACAUCUUCAGGAAAACUGUUCCAGGUUUUAGCUGCAGAAAACUGAAACACUGAUUCUCUAUGUUUAGUCCUGACUCUGGGCACAAGCAGGAGGCCGGUCCCUAAAGUCCUCAGAGUAUGAGACGUUUCAUGGCUCGUGGCUCUAACAUGUGGGAGAUGUACUUUGGUGCUGGUCCAUGCAGAGACUUGUUCACAAACAGAGCUGCUUUAAAGUCUAUUCUCUGAGCCACAAGAAGCCAGUGCAGAGACCUGAGCACAGGUCUCUGCACUGGUAGUGUGAAGUACUUCCUGGUUCUAGUCAGCACCUGGGCAACAGCGUUCUGGAUGUACUGCAGCUCCCAAGUUCAAAAUGCUCCAUUCCACCUUGUGAGUCAUGUAGUGGUAGUUUACCUUUUGUUCUGUAGAGAUUGGCAAAUGACUCUAGUGAUGGUGUAGAGUUUUAAAUCAGUGGUGCAUUUCCUGUAUUGCCACUCACUGACAUCACAAGGUGUAGUGUUUUCUGUGAUCUCGGUCUAAAUAUGCAGUUAAAUGUGUGAAUGAAACAAAACACAACUCCAGGUAUAUUUUUGAUGAGAAACAUUCUAACGGACUAGAAAAUAGCGUAAUAUAGGCCCUUUAAAGGUGCAUUAUGUAACUUUUCUGGAGGGAGAGUCUGUUACCUGGUGAUGGUGCAGUUUUGCCCCUCUCUGGCCCAGCCAGCUGAGAGUCUAAUACAAAGGCUGCACAUUGAAAUGAAAUGUAAUUAUUUUGAAUACUUUUUGAUUCCUGAAAAUUGGACUCCCAGGCCGCCCAGUUAUUUCUGUGUGGAGUUUGCAUGUUUCACCCCUUGUCUGGGUGGUUUUCCUUUGGGCAUUCCAGUUUCCCUCAUCAUCCCCAAACAUGCACAACAGGUCAGAUCCUCAGGCUGAGGCAGUCAUGACCAAGACUAGCUCAAGACCUGGAGAUGGGUCCCACUGCUCCUGACAGGUUUAACCCAGUUUAAUGCCAUACUGUGGAACAUUCCAGGCAAAGCAAUAGCAUCUCCAUGGAGACAAGCAGGAAACAGACCCUCUACCAAAAAAGUUACAUAAUGCAACUUUAACGGUGACUGCAGCAUAACAUUGUAAAGGGCCAAUACGAGAUGGGUUCAAACGCGGAUGAAGAGUUGAUUUGGAAAAAAAACAGGUAGAUCAGUAUUUUGUAUCUUUUUUCCAACAUUCACAGAUAGUGUCCAUAAAAAAAUGUGGAUUGAUCAAAGAAGAAUGGGGUAACUGUUAUAACAAUAAUAAUAAUAAUAAUAAUAAUAAUUACAAUUACAAUAAUUACAAAAGAAAACAGAUUAAGCUAUUGAAAACUCUGUAUUUCCAAAUGAACUCUUCAGAUGUGUUGACCUGGUUUAUGGUCAAUAUCUCUGUAAUUACUAGGCCUAUCCACAGAAAACAAAGCAAAACUACUUUUGUGGACCCAAUUCCCAACUUAAAUAAUUGAAUUUGUCAGUUUAGGGAAUUCUUUAAACAUUGUUGACUCCCCAUAGAGUAAUAUCCAUCCCUGCCCUGCAUCUGGAAAUGUAUUUUACUAUUUUUUCCUUCAACUCUGUUUCUCAAAUUUUACACUUUCUACCAAAAAAAGCCAAUUUUAGCGUCCACAAACUAAGGAAGCUGUAUGUCUUAGGCCAGAAUUGUACUUAUGAAUACCAGAGACUGUUAGCUGUCAAAUUCGUAGUUCUUUUAUUGUUGUAUAGUGUCUUCACUUGUUGACUUUUCUAACUCUGUCCCAGAUGUGCUUUGGUAGACAAUUGUUGUUCAUGUUUUAAAUGUUUAAAUUAGUAAAGGUUGACAUAUGCAUUUGUCUAA
This is a messenger RNA of Periophthalmus magnuspinnatus, 4674 nucleotides long. It is a transcript of the gene znf512, whose product is annotated as zinc finger protein 512. Gene Ontology annotation, molecular function: zinc ion binding. The record is from RefSeq and is a predicted model, not a curated record. The transcript is spliced from 16 exons. NCBI's taxonomy places the organism in Eukaryota, Metazoa, Chordata, Actinopteri, Gobiiformes, Gobiidae. The coding region runs from base 265 to 2478 and encodes 737 amino acids.